This is a messenger RNA of Dipodomys ordii (Ord's kangaroo rat), 2366 nucleotides long. RefSeq names its product SMAD family member 5 (gene Smad5). Gene Ontology annotation, cellular component: heteromeric SMAD protein complex. Lineage: Eukaryota; Metazoa; Chordata; Mammalia; Rodentia; Heteromyidae. Bases 487 to 1884 code for a protein of 465 amino acids. The transcript is spliced from 6 exons. Gene Ontology annotation, biological process: regulation of transcription by RNA polymerase II; BMP signaling pathway; cell differentiation. Gene Ontology annotation, molecular function: RNA polymerase II cis-regulatory region sequence-specific DNA binding; I-SMAD binding; DNA-binding transcription factor activity, RNA polymerase II-specific. The record is from RefSeq and is a predicted model, not a curated record.
AAUGACUUUAGGAAAAAGCUAUGAUCCUGUGAGGAGGAUAUACUAUGUUCAGAACUGAUGUGGCAUGCUACAUGAAUCUCAACGAAAGAAAGAAUUUCAGAAUCAAAUUCUAGAAGACUGGUUUUGGUUACCAUUUGGCGUUGCCAGUGAAUUCUUUUGUGUUAAGAAGGAAGUGAGGGGUCACGGAACUUGUAGAGAACAUUUCAUUUUUUUUUUUUUUACUUCGAACUGAUUUUUCUGCUCUUAUCCGUGAAUAGUAUAGUUUCAGUUGCAUUGAUUUAAAUGUAUGUGAAUGUAAUUGGCUUAAUUUCUCUUUCAGGACUUGAACCCAUGAGAGAAGCCUGUGGCCCUUGUGAAGAUAAAUGUCAGCUUCCCUCUUUAAUUGGAACCUCCUCUUAGGACGCGUAUGCGACGCUCAGCCCGAGAUUUGUCCUUUUAGUGGCUGCUGACUUUGAUUACAGGCAGGUCUCUGAAGAUUCAUAUCAAAUGACGUCAAUGGCCAGCUUGUUUUCUUUUACUAGUCCAGCAGUGAAGCGGUUGUUGGGCUGGAAGCAAGGCGAUGAGGAGGAGAAAUGGGCAGAAAAGGCAGUCGACGCUUUGGUGAAGAAGCUGAAGAAGAAAAAGGGCGCCAUGGAGGAGCUGGAGAAAGCCUUGAGCAGCCCGGGACAGCCGAGCAAGUGCGUCACCAUCCCUCGGUCUCUGGACGGACGCCUGCAAGUGUCUCACAGAAAAGGCUUACCCCACGUCAUAUACUGCCGGGUGUGGCGCUGGCCCGAUCUGCAGAGCCACCACGAGCUGAAGCCCUUGGAUACUUGUGAAUUUCCUUUUGGGUCUAAGCAGAAAGAAGUUUGUAUCAACCCGUACCACUAUAAGAGAGUGGAGAGUCCAGUCUUACCUCCAGUGCUAGUGCCUCGUCAUAAUGAAUUCAAUCCACAACACAGCCUUCUGGUUCAGUUUAGGAAUCUGAGCCACAAUGAACCGCACAUGCCACAGAAUGCCACGUUUCCAGAUUCUUUCCACCAGCCCAACAACACUCCUUUUCCCUUAUCUCCGAAUAGCCCCUACCCUCCCUCCCCUGCUGGCAGCACGUAUCCCAGCUCCCCUGCGAGUUCUGGGCCCGGAAGUCCAUUUCAACUCCCAGCUGAUACGCCUCCUCCUGCCUACAUGCCGCCCGAUGAGCAGCUGAGUCAGGACAGCUCGCAGCCUAUGGACACAAGCAGCAACAUGAUUCCUCAGAUCAUGCCCAGCAUAUCCAGCCGAGAUGUCCAGCCUGUUGCCUAUGAAGAACCCAAACAUUGGUGUUCAAUUGUUUACUAUGAAUUAAACAACCGCGUCGGGGAAGCUUUUCACGCAUCUUCUACCAGUGUGCUGGUAGAUGGAUUCACAGACCCUUCCAAUAACAAAAGCAGAUUCUGCUUGGGAUUGUUGUCAAAUGUCAAUCGUAAUUCGACCAUUGAAAACACGAGGCGCCAUAUUGGGAAAGGCGUCCAUCUGUACUACGUUGGCGGGGAGGUGUACGCAGAGUGUCUGAGCGACAGCAGCAUCUUUGUGCAGAGUCGGAACUGCAACUUCCACCACGGCUUCCACCCCACCACCGUCUGUAAGAUCCCCAGCAGCUGCAGCCUCAAGAUCUUCAACAACCAGGAGUUCGCUCAGCUCCUGGCUCAGUCCGUCAACCAUGGCUUUGAGGCCGUGUACGAGCUCACCAAAAUGUGCACCAUCCGGAUGAGUUUUGUCAAGGGCUGGGGUGCCGAGUACCACCGGCAGGACGUUACCAGCACUCCCUGUUGGAUCGAGAUCCACCUUCACGGGCCUCUUCAGUGGCUGGAUAAAGUCCUUACGCAGAUGGGCUCUCCUCUGAACCCCAUAUCUUCUGUCUCAUAGUGCAGAAGCCUUCUUCUUUUCAAUUAGGUUCCUUGUGGACUUGUUUAAUUUUAGAGAUACUGUGAGCUGACAUGGAAAAACAGAUAUUACAGCUUAUUUUUUUUCUACAAACUUGUGACCAACACAUUUGUACUUUGUGACGAUUCUGCAUUUGUUUGUAUCGCUGUUCACGUAGUGGACUGGAGGGCGUGGGGGAGGCACGGAGCAAGCGUCCUGCCCACUCCGAACAUGAACUGGAACAGGCUAUUGCUUAUUGUCCCAACAGUUUUUUAUUUCCUAAUUUUUUUUUAAUGUAACAAAAAAAUUAUAGUGUAAGAGGGUAUAUACAUGGGGAAAAGUGUAUUUGUCCUCCCUUUUCUCUCCGUCUCCCGGAACCUAUGUGCUUCUAAUAAUGUAUCCCACCAACUUCAUAAAAAUGUAUUGUACUUUGUUUUGCAAAAGAGUAUGGUAGGGGCUUAAAAGAAACUAUAUAUAAAAAAAAA